This is a messenger RNA of Conger conger (European conger), 1118 nucleotides long. It is a transcript of the gene ccdc166, whose product is annotated as coiled-coil domain containing 166. The record is from RefSeq and is a predicted model, not a curated record. Lineage: Eukaryota; Metazoa; Chordata; Actinopteri; Anguilliformes; Congridae. The transcript has 8 exons. Bases 90 to 1118 code for a protein of 342 amino acids.
GCUAUCCAUGUGUUAAAUUGACGUGUCAUAUAUUUUGCUGUUUGCUGUUUGUCAGUCGCAAAGCUAACCAACCACUUCCGUUCAGCGGAAUGUUGUUACCGUUGCCGUGGCAACAUGGAGCCACGCUUCUUCGUCUUGGGAGAAACCGAUGUGAAGCAGUGUGUACCACAAUGCCCAAAAAGAAGAAGGAGAAAGCGCAGAAGCAGGCGGAGGCUGUGCUGGAUCCAGAGGCGGAGCUGCCUCCACCCCCAGCUGAGACAGAGAGAGAGGCCCAGCUGCGCAGAGAGUACGAUGAGCUGACAGACAAUCUCAACCACCUGAAGAGGAGAGUGGAACAACUCCGAUGUGAGAAUGACCUGCUCCAGAGUGAGGCUGAUAGAAUGCGCGUGGACACCAGGGAGUACACAGCUUACAUUUCCCAGAGGACCCAGAAGCGGCAGAGCGCCAUCACCACGCUGAACGAGCACAACCAGCAGGAGCUGCAGAAGCUCUGUGGUCAGAGAGAGCUGGAGGAGGAGAAACACUCUGAACAGGCUAACGAGCUGAAGAGGCAGGUCCUGGAGAGAGAAAGUGAGCUGGUUUUGCUGAAGAACGAGAUAGAUGAGCUUGGCGAGAUUAAGAGGCUGCAGAAGCAGCAGUUGUCCCGUAUCAGGGAGCUGCAGGGGGAGAUGGAGGUGACCAACAGCGGAUACACAGAGUCCAUCCAGGGACUCAGGACCCAGUUCUUCGCUGAGAAGGAGAAGUAUGAGGACCAGGCCCGGGAGAAGGUCCACACCCUGGCCCUCGCAGCCAAUAGGGAGGCCACGCAGUGCCUGGUGAGGCACACGCAGCAGGUCAGUCAGGAGAGCGGCUGGCUGCGUGUGGAGCUGCAGGAGCUGAUCACGCACGCGCAGGUGCUGCACGACCACCAGGGGGUGCUGCAGGCGCAGAGGCAGCAGCUGCAGCUGGAGCUGGACACGGCGCAGGACCUGGGGCGGCUGCACCCGGCCCACACGGCGCAGGAGCGCUGCCAGCAGGAGGAGGCCUCCCAGAGGAGCCCCCAGUGCCCCUUCACCCGCCCCGACCCCCUGGCCUUCGCCCGCGGCCUGGCAGCCACCACGCAGGGGCCUGAGCCCUGA